AUGGAAUACGAAGCGAAGAAAGCGAGAAAGGGGUUUGUGUCUCCCAUCAAAAGGCUGGUUUUCCCCAAGGCGGCUCGGAAGCAGGCCUUCAAGAACCCCAUCUGUCGGCGCCCUCUGCACUCUGUCCCGCUGUACCCCCCGGACUAUCUCAUCGACCCCCACAUCCUCCUACAUGACUACGUGGAAAAGGAGGUGAAGUUUUUAGGCCACCUGACCUGGGUGACGGCUUCCUUGAAUCCCUCCAGCCGUGAAGAACUGCUGCAGCUCCUGGAUACUGCCAGGCAACUGAAGGAGCUUCCGCUGAAGACCACCCCAGAGCAGGACAGCAUCCUCAGCCUUUCGGCGCGCUGCUUGCUCCUUACCUGGCGGGACAACGAGGAGCUCAUCUUGAGAAUCCCCACCCAUGAAAUCGCUGCUGCCUCCUACCUGCGGGACGACGCACUGCACCUCUUGGUGCUCAAAACAGGCUUGGGAGUCGACCCGGUGCCCGCAGGGGGCAGUCUGGACUCUUAUCCCGGAAGCACGCAGGAGAAGAAAUUCCCCGGGGGGCCCUCUGAAAAGAGGCCGGUGGAGCCCAGGCAGCCGGGGGCCACCACGGAGCGGCGCCACACCAUCUGCAGCCUGGACUGGAAAAUGUCCCGGGGUGGGCAGGAGGGGAGGCCCAGCGGAGGCGGGGGCAGCCUGGAGAGGAAGCAGGGUGGCGGGAGCUGGGAGAAGAGGCAGGGGGGCGGGGUCAGGCCCUUUGGGAGCUGGGAGCGCCGGCAGACCUACAGCGGGAGCUGGGAGUGCCACCCGGCCGGCAAAGGCGGGGGCAGCUGGGAGUGCCGGCGGGCGGGGAAGCCCGGGGGCAGCUGGGAGCACCGUCAGGCCUACAGCGGGAGCUGGGAGCGAGGCAAGGCCUGCGGCAGCUGGGAGCGGAGGAACACGGGGGACAACCCCCUGGACCCGAAGAAGCCGAGCCCGGAAGCCUACUGCAACCUCGUCAUCCUGGCGGUGACUAACAGGGACACAGCCGAGGAGUCCUGCGCUCUCAUCUGCCAGGUUUUCCAGAUCAUCUACGGGGACCAGACCAUUGAGUGUGUGGACCGGGCCGGCUACCAUUACACAUCCACUCCAAAGCGUCCUUGGUUGUCCAGCCGCAGCGAGAGCUGCCGGACAGAUGGGACAUACGCCUACGACGCCGAUUUCAGCUGCUGCAGCUCCUUUGACGGCUCCCACGAAACCUUUGAGGCCUACCGCAGCGGCGGUUCUUCCCCCUCAUUUCGCCAGUCGCACCACAGCCUCGCGACAGCCUGCAGCGGGAGCGACCAAAGCAGCACUGGGCUGGAACAGCUGCAGGAGUACAUGAUCACGCUGAGAAACAAGCUGACCCCACAGGAAAUCCAGCAGUUUGCCUUGUUGCUCCGCGAAUACCGGAUGGGCCUGGCGGUUGAGGCCUAUUGCGCCGGCCUUCUCCAGCUCUACGGAGACAAGCGGAAGUUCCUUCUCUUGGGUAUGCGGCCGUUCAUUCCCGAUCAGGACAUUGGCUACUUUGAGAGCUUCCUGGAGAACAUCGGCAUCCGCGAGGGAGGGAUUCUGACGGACAGCUUCGGGCGCAUCAAGCGGAGCAUGAGCAAUACCUCCGCCUCGGCCGUGCGCAGCUACGACAGCUGGUCGCUGCGCUCCGAUUCGGAGUCCUUCAACCGCAUGAUUACGGACAUCACCCACGACAUCGAGGCCCUGGCACGGAACGAGGAGGACGAGGAGGACGGAGACGAUACUGACGACGAAGACAACUAUCUGUGAGGACGCAGCCGGGCUAACGAGGCUGUGGAGGGACUGGCGAUUGGUCUAUGGAUCAGUCUACCAAGAAGACCAGUGCUGGAAGAAUGGGUCAGUCAGUUGGCCCGUUCUGUAUGGGUCAGCGGAGACAAAUGCCGCCCCUUCUCCCUAUCCAUGUACAGACACCUAAGAACAUAACG
This is a messenger RNA of Gekko japonicus, 1961 nucleotides long. RefSeq names its product cerebral cavernous malformation 2-like (gene CCM2L). The transcript has 10 exons. Bases 1 to 1785 code for a protein of 594 amino acids. The record is from RefSeq and is a predicted model, not a curated record. NCBI's taxonomy places the organism in Eukaryota, Metazoa, Chordata, Lepidosauria, Squamata, Gekkonidae. Gene Ontology annotation, biological process: heart morphogenesis.